AUGGUAGUCGCCCUCUUCGCGAAUCGUGGCACGGAAGUCCCCUCUGUUCAGGAAUAUUACGGCAGUCUCGAGUCUCGCAUAGGAUACUGGCUCUUCUUGGGAAACACUCGCCAUUGUGGCCUGUAUGAAAAAGGGACGAUAUGGCCAUUCCCUCUCAGCGCGGCGCAAAGGAGGAUGGAGGAGAAGGUAUACAACAAGCUGGGCUUGAAGCCAGGGGCUCGUGUUCUUGACGCAGGGGCAGGAUCGGCAUACGUUGCUAUGUAUAUGGCUAGAAAAGGGCUCAUCGUCGACGCAAUUGACAUUACACCUUUUCAUGUUGAGGAUGCCAAACAAAAUGUCAAAGCCCAUGGCCUCCAGGACAAGGUAACCGUUUCGUUCGAUGACUACCACAACCUAACCCAAUUUGCCGAUAACUCUUUCGACGGUGUUUAUACCAUGGAGACAUUUGUACAUGCCGAUGACAGUAUGCGUGUGUUGCAGAACUUUUAUAGAAUACUGAAACCGGGUGGUGUCUUGGUUCACCAUGAGAAUGAUAUCAUACAUGAUUUGGAGGGUGUACGGGAAACAUCCAGGCUCUGGCAUACCCCAAACACCCUCCCGCGAGGGGAAUUAUCUCAAUCGUUGGAAACGGCCGGCUUCAAGAAUGUGGAGCUAGAAGACCUCACUGACGAAAUAUUACCUAUGUGGAGGUUUUUAGGAUUUAUGGGGUAUUUGCCAUACCAGGUUUUCCGACUACUUGGUAUUAAGGAGCGCUUUACGAACACCCUGAUCGGCGUUGAGCGGUAUCUGGGCUGGGGCGAGAUCGGAUAUAUAUCUGUUAAGGGAGUCAAGCCUUGA
This is a messenger RNA of Nannizzia gypsea CBS 118893, 837 nucleotides long. RefSeq lists its product as hypothetical. Lineage: Eukaryota; Fungi; Ascomycota; Eurotiomycetes; Onygenales; Arthrodermataceae. Gene Ontology annotation, molecular function: sterol 24-C-methyltransferase activity. Gene Ontology annotation, biological process: ergosterol biosynthetic process. The transcript has 2 exons. The record is from RefSeq and is a predicted model, not a curated record. Gene Ontology annotation, cellular component: endoplasmic reticulum. The coding region runs from base 1 to 837 and encodes 278 amino acids.